Durio zibethinus is the source of this 2668-nucleotide messenger RNA. Its product is annotated as vacuolar-sorting receptor 3-like. NCBI's taxonomy places the organism in Eukaryota, Viridiplantae, Streptophyta, Magnoliopsida, Malvales, Malvaceae. The record is from RefSeq and is a predicted model, not a curated record. Gene Ontology annotation, molecular function: calcium ion binding.
UUUUUGGUGAGGCCAAUGGUAUAAAAAAGUUAAACCAAAUUUCACACUUGCACGAAAUUCCAAAGGAAAAUUCCACUUCCGAAACACCCCAGCAUUUUCCAUUUCUUCAUUUGAUUUUGUUGGCUUUCCAGAAAUAAGCAAACGAAAAAACCAGAACUGCCCCAUUUUUUUUACAUGUUUUUCUUUCACGAUCUUCUUCUUCUUCCUUAAAACUGAUCUACCCAAGUCACACAGAAACACCCACGUGUCAGCAAAAGAGAAAGAGAAAGAGAAAGAGAUGGAGCUACAAAGAUUACAUGUUCUUCUAGGUCUUGUGUUGUUGUCUGUGAUAGGGAGUUGUUAUGCGAGAUUUGUGGUGGAAAAAAACAGCUUGACGGUAACGUCACCGGAGAAGAUUAAGGAAACCCAUGAUAGUGCAAUUGGGAACUUUGGCAUACCCCAAUAUGGGGGAAGCAUGGCUGGUGUUGUGGUUUAUCGUAAGGAGAACCAAAAGGGUUGUAAGCCUUUUGAUGAGUUUGAGAUUUCCUUUAAAACUAAACCUGGUGCUCUUCCUACUUUUGUUUUGGUCGAUCGUGGAGAUUGCUUCUUUGCUUUAAAAGUUUGGAAUGCACAGAAGGCUGGUGCCUCUGCAGUGCUUGUUGCAGAUCAUAUUGAAGAAGCAUUGAUAACAAUGGACACACCUGAAGAGGAUAAAUCAUCUGCCAAAUACAUUGAAAAUAUAACAAUUCCAUCUGCCCUUAUUGAGAAAACUUUUGGUGAAACUCUAAAGAAAGCAAUCAAUGGUGGGGAUAUGGUCAAUGUUAAUCUUGAUUGGCGAGAGGCUGUUCCACACCCUGAUGAUCGUGUGGAGUAUGAGUUAUGGACUAACAGCAAUGAUGAAUGUGGAGCUAAAUGUGAUAUGCUGAUAGAAUUUGUGAAGGAUUUUAAGGGUGCUGCACAAAUACUUGAAAAAGGUGGCUAUACUCAAUUCACUCCCCACUACAUAACUUGGUACUGCCCUCGGGCUUUCACUCUAAGCAGACAGUGCAAAUCUCAAUGCAUCAACCAUGGAAGAUAUUGUGCACCUGAUCCUGAACAAGAUUUUAGUUCCGGCUAUGAGGGAAAAGAUGUUGUGAUUGAAAACUUAAGGCAGCUAUGUGUUUUCAAAGUGGCAAAUGAGACCAAUAAGGCAUGGUUGUGGUGGGACUAUGUGACAGAUUUUCAAAUAAGAUGCCCCAUGAAGGAGAAAAAAUAUAACAAGGGAUGCGCUGAUGGUGUUAUCGGAUCUCUUGGGCUUGAUGGUAAAAAGAUUGAAAAGUGUAUGGGAGACCCUAAUGCUGAUGCAGAUAAUCCUGUUCUGAAAGAAGAACAAGAUGCCCAAGUGGGGAAAGGAUCUAGGGGUGACGUUACCAUAUUGCCUACUCUUGUUGUUAACAAUCACCAAUAUCGAGGAAAGCUGGCCAAAGGUGCUGUUCUGAAAGCCAUCUGUGCUGGUUUCGAAGAGACUACUGAACCAGCUGUUUGUUUGAGCAGUGAUGUGGAGACGAAUGAAUGUUUGGAUAACAAUGGUGGUUGUUGGCAAGAUAAAGCAGCCAAUCUCACAGCCUGCAAGGAUACAUUUCGAGGGAGAGUCUGUGAAUGUCCCUUGGUUGAUGGUGUGCAAUUCAAAGGAGACGGUUAUAGUCACUGUGAAGCUAGUGGACCUGGAAGGUGCAAGAUUAACAUCGGAGGUUGUUGGCAUGAUUCACGAGAGGGACAUGCACACUCUGCUUGUUUGGAUUUUGGAGAUGUUAAAUGCCAGUGUCCUCCAGGGUUUAAAGGAGAUGGUGUCAAAAGUUGUGAAGAUGUUGACGAAUGCAAAGAGAAGAAAGCCUGCCAGUGCUCUGAAUGUAGCUGCAAAAAUACCUGGGGAAGUUAUGAGUGCACUUGCAGUGGAGAUCUUUUGUAUAUCAGGGACCAAGAUACCUGCAUAAGUAAGAGGGGUACUGAAGUAAGAUCAGCAUGGGCUGCUGUUUGGAUCAUUUUGAUAGGCUUGGCAAUGGUUGGUGGUGGGGCUUAUCUCGUUUACAAAUAUAGAUUAAGAUCAUACAUGGAUUCUGAAAUCAGGGCUAUAAUGGCACAGUACAUGCCUCUGGAUAGUCAAGCAGAAGUUCCAAACCAUGUAAGUGAAGCUCGUGCAUGAAGAAGAAAACUCCAGUAUUUUCAAGGAGAUCUGAUCACGCAGGAUAGUCAAGCAGAUAUGUUUCUAGUUACCCCCUUUUUCGGUUGGAUUUCAAGCAUAGAUGUUAUUGAUAUGUAAAAUUUAUCUGAGGAUAAAGCAAUCCAGAAUAGAAGUGGCUAUUUGUACGUUAUAACCGGACCAUGCUGAAAAAGUUGAGAGUAGGAGCCAUCAAGGGCAGAUCAUAAGGGAUCUCUGGCUUUAGCACGGUAGCUAGAAUUUCCUUUCACAGAUUCUGAGUACCGACGAUCUUUGUCCCAUGAUUUAUAUGGCACUUAAUGUAAUUCGUUUAUGGCACUUAUGUAAUUCGUUUAUGUAUUUUAGAUGAGCUGAAUUUUUUGUUCUUAUUACUGUAUUUUAUUUUUAACUUGCAAGAGGGUUUUAGGUCGUGCAUAACGUUUUCUUUUCUGGUGGAACGUGGAUGCUGACUUCGGAAUCAUAAUAGUUCUAAAUAAUUCUUUCAUUUUUGAA